Molecule: messenger RNA, 531 nt
Organism: Peronospora matthiolae
Lineage: Eukaryota; Oomycota; Peronosporomycetes; Peronosporales; Peronosporaceae
Source: the annotation of a GenBank genome assembly
AUGGGAACAGUCGACCGCAUGAGUGUGCUCAUGGGCGAACCCGCCACCAGUGGCAUGCUGGAGUCUCCAAUCAGAUACCAGCAAUGUGCUGCUAUCAACAAGUUCCCACAGGGAGAAAUUGCCAUCGAAAGACAGAAGGUAGCCUUGCUACAACAGCAAGGCUCUCAUCAGUCGAUGGGCUGGCCGACGCACACGUGUCGACCCGAAACCUCGAAGAUUGAUAUCUCAAGGUACAAGGGAACCGAUGAAGAUUCCGUUUUGAGAUGGUUCGUCGAGUUAGACGACGCCAUUGGGGCCCGUCACAUCGAGGGUGACGAGAUGCAAGUCACUUUCGCCCUACCAAAUUUGACAGGACGAGCAAAGACUUGGGCCUUGGGGCUCAAGCUUCACGAUCCAAACGUGUUUGAGUCGUUAGAGAUCUUGAAGUCUCGGCUCAAAGAGACGUUUGAGCCGCCGAGAGCCGAGUUCAGAGCACGAUCUACACUUUUGAGGCUCAAGCAAGGUAAGCGUGAAGUGCACAAUUACGCAUAA